AUGUCAAAAGUGGCAUACACAAAUGUACCUCAAAAUCAACAUGAUGAUGAUGAGAACCUACAAGACAAUGACUCUCUCGAGAUUGCAAGAUUAGAUUCAUUUGAUUAUGAAACACAAGAUAUUACAAUAGAUCAUGAAGAUACUUUAGAAGAUUUGGAAACAUUUCAAUUACCAAACCUAAAUGGAUCAAACUUGAAAAUGGCAUUCAUGAACAUGGCAAACUCCAUUUUGGGUGCUGGUGCUAUAGGUGUCCCUUUUGCCAUAUCAAAUACUGGUAUACUAGGUGGAAUUAUCGCGUUGAUAAUAUUAACAAUACUGGUGGAUUUCACAUUAAGAUUAAUUAUUAUUAAUAUGAAACUCGCUGGUAAAAAUGGUUAUCAAGAAACUGUGGAUCACUGUUUUGGGAAAUGGGGUAAAGUACUGAUCAUUGCAGCCCAAGGGCUUUUUGCUUAUGGUGGUAGUAUUGGAUUUUGUAUAAUCAUUGGUGACACGAUACCACAUAUAUUAAGAUCAUUUUUCCCAAAUUAUGCUGAUAAUGGGUUUUUAAGAUUUUUAUUUGCAAGAAAUACCAUAAUUAUAUUAGUCACAGCAUUCAUUUCUUUCCCAUUAUCAUUGAGUAAAGAUAUUUCAAAAUUAGCUAAAGCUAGUGCAUUAGCAUUGGUGAGUAUGCUUGUCAUUAUUACUGUUGUUUUAGUUAGAGGUCCAAUGCUUCCAGCUGAAUCUAAAGGCACAUUAACUACAGAGUAUUUCCUAAUAAGGCCAAGUUUCUUUCAAGGGGUUAGUGUUAUUUCAUUCGCUCUUGUUUGUCAUCAUAAUACAGCAUAUAUUUUCCAUUCAUUGAAAAAACCAAGUUUGAAUAGAUUCAGUCUAUUAACACAUCUAAGUUGCUUAGUUUCACUUGUUGCAUUAGCCUUAAUUGGAUUUGGUGGAUUUGGAGCUUUCAAAAGUGCCACAAAAGGUAACGUAUUGAAUAAUUUCCCUGGUAAUGAUCUAGUUGUUAAUAUUGCCAGAUUUUGUUUUGGAUUCAAUAUGUUAACCACAUACCCAUUGGAAAUUUUCGUUCUAAGAGACGUUCUGAGAGACUUAUGGUAUAUUAAUCAAGAAUCAGCUCCACCAAUGACUUACAAAAGUCAUUUCCUGUAUACAUUGGUUCUUGUGAUUUUCACAAUGGGUAUUUCAUUAAUGACAUGUAACUUGGGUGCGUUAUUUGAACUAAUAGGUGCUUCAACUGCUUCUGCAAUGGCUUAUAUUAUCCCGCCAAUGUGUCACUUGAAAAUGACUGGAUCAUCAAAAACUUGGUUACAAAAAUCACCAUAUAUAGGUACUAUUGCUUUUGGUUUUGCAGUUAUGUUCAUAUCCUCAACACAAACUAUCAUCGCUGCUGUGAAACAGAAAGAUUCAUCACAUUGCGCUGUAUAA
This is a messenger RNA of Hansenula ciferrii, 1419 nucleotides long. RefSeq names its product Avt2p (gene AVT2). Gene Ontology annotation, molecular function: amino acid transmembrane transporter activity. The coding region runs from base 1 to 1419 and encodes 472 amino acids. The transcript has a single exon. Gene Ontology annotation, biological process: amino acid transmembrane transport. Lineage: Eukaryota; Fungi; Ascomycota; Saccharomycetes; Phaffomycetales; Wickerhamomycetaceae. The record is from RefSeq and is a predicted model, not a curated record. Gene Ontology annotation, cellular component: endoplasmic reticulum.